This is a messenger RNA of Coregonus sp. 'balchen', 7032 nucleotides long. NCBI's taxonomy places the organism in Eukaryota, Metazoa, Chordata, Actinopteri, Salmoniformes, Salmonidae. The record is from the annotation of a GenBank genome assembly.
AUGGCUGAAUCACGAAGAGUUCAGCUGACCACGCUGUCCAGUAAUGUCCCCCUGCAGUCAGCAGUGGUGGUUAAACCAGAGUUUCCCCCUAAAGAGGCGUUCACCGUUACGCUAGUAGCUGCGUCUACCUCAACUUCCCGGGGCAGUCCAACCAAACAACCUGUGGCCACAUCUACCUCGUCUUCUCAGGGUAGUCCAACCAAACCGGUUAAAACAGAACGCUUUGUCCUGACGCUGUUUGAACCAGACCAGCAUAGUUGUCCUGAGUUCCACUACCCUGAACUUGUUUACAAAAAGGUGAUCAAGAAAGACGCUCCGUUCAGAUAGAAUCGGUGUGAUUGAACAAUUAUUGACGUUUAAAUUAACAAGGAAACUAACCAAAUGUAUUAUCCUAAAUACAUUUCAUUGACUCAAAUAAUAAAUGCACUGUUUUCCAGAAGAGCGUUUUAGACAAAGAUGUACCGAACACUGAGAAGGAUGAACUUGAAGCUAUUGCCAGGAAAUUGGAGGAGAACUAUGUGAGUGGAGUUUUAUCUUAUUUGGUAUUACAAGCCUAAUAUUAAGGCCAGGCACCACAGGAUAAAAUGACGUUUUGUGUGGUUAUCCUUUGACAUAUUCUCCAGACUUAUACAUAGGGAAUUGUUGAUAUGUUGUCAAUUGUUUAUUCUAGAAGACGUAUUAAUCAGAAAUAUUCGCAAAAAAUAUCAUUUUACGUACCUUUCUUUAGUAUUUCACAGAUAGAAAGAGAGAUGAAAAAGUAUUUAUCCACGUUCGGCUAUGUGUAAAUCAGGUCCUGGAAUUUCGUAACAAAAUGAAACCAAAAUAUUUAGGCUGACUUCAUCCAAGUGUUCAGAAAUGUGUUUGCGUGAUAUGCAAAUAGGCGAAUAUUUAAUGAUCACCUGAUCUGCGUACUUUAAUACAAUAUUUCAGAACAAAUUAUACCAAAAAAAGUAUUAUAUUUGUCCACAUUAAACUGGUAAAAGUUUAUUGUGAUAAGAUUAAGAAAAAACAACUUAUUAUUGUGUGGUGCUUGGCCUUAAGACUGUUUUAAACAUUGUAUUCGUCCCAAAUGGCACCCUAUUCCGUAUUAUUGCCUUGAUGAACCCCCUGUCUGUCUGUCUGUCUGUCUGUCUGUCUGUCUGUCUGUCUGUCUGUCUGUCUGUCUGUCUGUCUGUCUGUCUGUCUGUGUUUCGCUCUUGCUCUUUCUCUCUCCAGGGAGGUGGGAACAAGCGGAAGAAGGAUCGAAUUCAGGAUCUAGUUGAUAUAGGCUAUGGCUAUGACAAUGAAGACUCUUUCAUCGACAACUCUGAGGCAGUAGGUUCACUUAUGUUUCUUCUGGUUGAGAUUAUCAUGUUUCUUCUGGUUGAGAUGAUCAUGUUUCUUCUGGUUGAGAUGAUCAUGUUUCUUCUGGUUGAGAUGAUCAUGUUUCUUCUGGUUGAGAUGAUCAUGUUUCUUCUGGUUGAGAUGAUCAUGUUACUGUGUGCAGGCAGUGCUUCCUUGUUAUAGUUGCAUGGAUACUUAGCUCUCAGUAAGCCUAUGCUUAUACUGUCAAUUUAUACUCAUCAAUACUGUAUAAAUAUUAAUUGUUUAUAAUUUUAAAAUACACAGGUGGUUACCAUUGUAUAGUAUUUUAAUAUCACCCCCUUAUGUCCUCUCCAGUAUGAUGAGUUGGUCCCAGCCUCUCUGAACACCAAGCUGGGAGGGUUCUAUGUCAACUCCGGACCGCUUCAGUUCCGCCAGGCCUCCGAUACUGAGACGGACGACGACUUCGUGACCAAGAACCAACAACCCAAGCCCCCUAAGGUAAUUGGAACUCUGCCUGCGUCCCAAAUGGCACCCUAUUCCCUAUAUAGUGUACUACUUUUAACCAGAGUGUUCUCUGAAUAGGGUGGCAUUUGGGAUGAGGUCAAUAUAUGUAUGAUCAUAACUAUAUUGAGUUUGUGAAUAUAAAAUGUUCCAGUUCAGACUUCAUUCUUUGUUUUGUUCCAGAAACGCAGGAAGGAAGGGGGAGGAGUGAAGCUGAAGAAGAGGAAAGACGAUGGACAGGUGGCGACUGAAAACCCUACAGUGUCAAACACAGGGUGAGCCACUGACUGAUCGAUGAUCAGUUGAUUGACAACUGUAGAUCAUAGAUUGUCCAUUUACUGUGAAGGAAAAGGGACCCAUCAAUGUCUGAUACAGCCCAUGUUCUCUCUCUCCUGUGUUCUGUCUGUCUCUCUCUCCCGCGCUCGUGUGUUCUCGUUCUGUGCUCGCUCUCUUUCUCUGUGCGCGCCCGCUCUCUUUCUCUGUGCGCGCCCGCUCUCUCUGUGCGCACCCGCUCCCCCUCUCUCCUUCUGUGCGCAAUCUUGCUCUCUCCUUCUGUGCGCGCUCUUUCUCCCGCCGUGUGCGCGCUCUGUGCUCUUUCUUCCCCAGUGUUCUACCUGACAAGAACAUGUGGGAGGAGAAACCGAAGAAGAAGAAGAAAAAGAAGAAGAAAAAUAAGCCUGCUGGUCCUCUGAGUGUCACAGACAUGUUGAGAAAGUUCCAGAAACAGAAAGACAAAGAGAAACUAAAAAGAGAGAAAGAGGGAGAGCAACAGAAGCUCUGUCUGGAGAAGAUCCAAGGAGCAUCUCCAAUGACUACACUACCCACAACCCCUCUUGUUUCUGCAGACCCUGCUGGUGGCGGGGCCAACAUGGCGGACCCUCUGCUCAGCUUAAUCGGAUCAACCAAUGAUAGGGCGUUUCUCCAGGCAGCCAGCACUGUGGACUUUGACCUCGAUCUAGACACCCUAUUGGAUGCCUCCGCUGAGACGCUGGCCAAUCAGGUAGUCGUUGCCAUGACCUUAACCAAUCAGGAGGUCAACGCCAAGACCUUGGCCUACAAGGAAGUGAACGGUUUGAUACUCUACAAUACUUUUGUCCAUUUUCAUGGACAUUUAUUUUGUGUUGAUAAUGGUACAUUUGAAGUCACAACAUACAAUAUAAUCCACUAUAUACUGUUGUUCCAGGACUGAGUGGUGACCCCUCUGCUUCCUCCCUUGAGAGCCACACCCAGAAACAGCUGACCCCCAUCGACCCUGUCCCUCAACCCCAGGACCAGAUUGACCUUGUCCCUGAAUUCAUCUCUAAGCCCCAGGCCCCAAAACCAUCUACACAGCCCCAGCCCCAGCCACAGACACAGCCCGUCUCUGGCCCGCAGGUCCAGCCCCAUGCCCAGCCCCAUGCCCAGCCCCAUGCCCAGCCCCAUGCCCAGCCCCAGCCCCAGCCACAGCCAAUCUCUGGCCCGCAGGUCCAGCCCCAUGCCCAGCCCACUCCCCUGCCUGAAGGUCUGUCACCAGCCAUGGAGAAGAGAAUUCAAGAUCUGGCCCUGGUAUGGUAUCAGACACUGGCCUUUACGUUAUGCUGUGCCCUGAUGUUGUUGAGCGCCACAUCAUUGAUUGAUUGAUUGUAUUGGUUGAUCUUGUUCAGGCUGCUAAGGGGUUGGAGGGAGAGUCAAAGGUCAAGUUCUUCACCCCAGAGGUCAACACUAUCCUGCUGGAGUAAGUCACUUGGUUUGGUUUCAUGUUUAAACUACUAUCAAGAACAUUUCUUAUACAAUUUGUGUAACUGAUUUUAUGUUGGCUGUUUUCUUUUCUUUUACAUUGUCCAUAACAAUGUUCAGCCUUACGAGUGAUGUGUGUGUGUGGUCCUCAGCAUUGAGCUGCAGUGCAGAGAUGUGAGUGGCCAGGUGCGUUCUAAGGUGUACACACACCUAGCCUCAUUCCUCCCCUGCAGCAGAGACACACUGCUUAAACGGGUCAAGAAACUCCUGCAAACACAGGUAACAUGCGACACCGGUAACACGCGAUAGCUCUUCUUCUGUGGUGUGUUCAGGCACAAGUGUGUGUUUGUGUGUUAGGAGGAGCCCCUCCAGAGGUUGAGGCAGGCGAUCAGCAAGGUGAUGCCGGAACAGAUCUCCAGUUACCACGACGACUGCCAGGCCCACGCCCAGGCCAGGGCCGCUAAGUACGUCACCAUGGCAACUAUCAUCAACACACAGCAUAAUACAUCCUAGUCAACUUCAUUUGCAACUUGGAGUGAUUUUGCUAAUCUGUGUGGUGACAUGCUGUCUGGCUAUCUAACCUGUCUGGCUAUCUAACCUGUCUGGCUAUCUAACCUGUCUGGCCAUCUAACCUGGCUGGCCAUCUAACCUGUCUGGCCAUCUAACCUGGCUGGCCAUCUAACCUGGCUGGUUGGCUGGCUGGUCAUCUAACCUGGCUGGCUGGUCAUCUAACCUGGCUGGUCAUCUAACCUGGCUGGUUGGCUGGCUGGUCAUCUAACCUGGCUGGUUGGCUGGCUGGUCAUCUAACCUGGCUGGUUGGCUGGCUGGUCAUCUAACCUGGCUGGUUGGCUGGCUGGUCAUCUAACCUGGCUGGUUGGCUGGCUGGUCAUCUACCUGGCUGGUUGGCUGGCUGGUCAUCUAACCUGGCUGGUUGGCUGGCUUGGUCAUCUACCUGGCUGGUUGGCUGGCUGGUCCAUCUAACCUGGCUGGUUGGCUGGCUGGUCAUCUAACCUGGCUGGUUGGCUGGCUGGUCAUCUAACCCUGGCUGGUUGGCUGGCUGGUCAUCUAACCUGGCUGGUUGGCUGGCUGGUCAUCUAACCUGGCUGGUUGGCUGGCUGGUCAUCUAACCUGGCUGGUUGGCUGGCUGGUCAUCUAACCUGGCGGGUUGGCUGGCUGGUCAUCUAACCUGGCUGGUUGGCUGGCUGGUCAUCUAACCUGGCUGGUUGGCUGGCUGGUCAUCUAACCUGGCUGGUUGGCUGGCUGGUCAUCUAACCUGGCUGGUUGGCUGGCUGGUCAUCUAACCUGGCUGGUUGGCUGGCUGGUCAUCUAACCUGGCUGGGUUGGCUGGCUGGGUCAUCUAACCUGGCUGGUUGGCUGGCUGGUCAUCUAACCUGGCUGGUUGGCUGGCUGGUCAUCUAACCUGGCUGGUGUGUGGCUCUGGUUGGUCAUCUAACCUGGCUGGUUGGCUGGCUGGUCAUCUAACCUGGCUGGUUGGCUGGCUGGUCAUCUAACCUGGCUGGUUGGCUGGCUGGUCAUCUAACCUGGCUGGUUGGCUGGCUGGUCAUCUAACUGCGUGGCUGGCUGGCUGGUGGGCUGGUCAUCUAACCUGGCUGGUUGGCUGGCUGGUCAUCUAACCUGGCUGGUUGGCUGGCUGGUCAUCUAACCUGGCUGGUUGGCUGGCUGUGGUCAUCUAACCUGGCUGUUGGCUGCUGUGGUCAUCUAACCUGGCUGGUUGGCUGGCUGGCUGGUCAUCUAACCUGGCUGGUUGGCUGGCUGGCUGGUCAUCUAACCUGGCUGGUUGGCUGGCUGGCUGGUCAUCUAACCUGGCUGGUUGGCUGGCUGGCUGGUCAUCUAACCUGGCUGGUGGCUGGCUGGCUGGUCAUCUAACCUGGCUGGUUGGUCGGCUGGUCAUCUAACCUGGCUGGUUGGUCAUCUAACCUGGCUGGCUGGCUGGCUGGCUGGCUAUCUAACCUGGCUGGCUGGCUGGCUGGCUAACCUGGCUGGCUAUCUAACCUGGCUGGCUGGCUAUCUAACCUGGCUGGCUGGCUGGCUGGCUAUCUAACCUGGCUGGCUGGCUGGCUGGCUAUCUAACCUGGCUGGCUGGCUGGCUGGUUGGCUAUCUAACCUGGCUGGCUGGUUAUCUAACCUGGCUGGCUGGCUGGUUAUCUCGUCUCUGACCGUUCCAGGAUGGUGGAGGAGAGUAAAGAGCGAGAGCAGAAGGAGAACACGGGAUCAGAAGAGGAGGGAGAGGAGAGGAGUGGUAAACGAGUGGUGGGCCCCAGGAAGAAAUUCAGAUGGAACGAAGAGAUCAGGUUUCUUGUUUUUAUUAAUAUUUUUCUCUGUUCUAAAUGUUUACUCAUCAUUCUAUCCCCCCCCCCCCCCCCACACACACACACACACUUAUAAACACUGACAGUGACUAUCCUGUAUUGCUCUAUAGGGAGUGCCUGUGCAGUGCUGUUCGGGUGCGGAUGGACAGACUGGAAGCAGAGAAGGGGAACACGGAGACGGAGGAGUUCCUCAAAGCUUUCCUGGAUACAGAGGUCAAACCCCUCUGGCCUAAAGGGUGGAUGCAGCCCAGGUACACACACACACACACACACACACACACACACGCAGGCACAACCUUAAGAAUAUUCCUGUGUACUUGUUAAUGCGUCUUUUAAUAAUGUUUUGGUUCCUCAGAGUGCUGCUAAAGGAGAGUAGAAGAGUCCACUGCCCCACUGCAUCUCUACAGCAGUAAGUAUCAUCCAUAGAAUGAGGAAUUAUAGUAUUUUUUUGUUUGUAAAAAAAAAAGAUCUUAAUGUUAGCAUCCACCAAACUCUUUAUUAGCUGAACCAGGGAGUUGGUGCUGGGUGGGAGCUUAAGCCUGCACUCCCUGUAGCUCUCUCUGACUGCAUCACACAGAUGCUAAUUGUUUUUUUGUAAGGAGUGCAAUAAGUAAUUUUACUGAAGACAAAAUGUGUUCCCUCCCACAGAGUGAAGAGGAAGUUGACGUCAGAGAAGAAACGGUCCUACGGUGCUCCAACCCUUCCAGGGACCCCCAGCGGGCCUGUGGAGCCUCAGACUUUCCUGGGAGCUCAACCCCAGAACGGAUCACCUCUCCUGGGCUCGGGCGGAUCCGCAACCCCCCAGAAUCUAGAUGACUCUCUGGACCAGGGUCGCAUCCUCAAAUCCCCCUCUUUAGGGGUCGUGGGGGAGGAGCUAGCUGGGCUGAGUGACGCGGCUGAUUUUGGUUUCCCCAUCGCAGUGUCGACCCCCUACGGUGAUUUAAAGCCUGUGCGUGUCGGCAUGUCAGCCAAUACCGACACACACCCUCAGCCGAACACUCACUCCCAGUCUCCUCUGACCGUGCUAGCUGACCAGGCGCAAGGCCAGAUCCACAAAGACUGCAUUUCCCAGGGGCACCUAGCAGUGACGCCGGACCUUUCACUCCAGAACGGCCGCCCUCCUCCUCCACCACCGAAGAAGAAGAAACGGAUAACCACAUUAUUCAAAGUUGACAGACAG